CUUCUGCGACAGGCACAUUCCUAAAGGAUACAGGAGCACUGCCUUACGUAGAAACAGCGUGGUUUACCAGCCUCUCCUAUUCGGCCCGUGGCUAUCAAUGGGCCGAACAGAAUGUGCCCGUAUACUACGGCCAGGCUCGUACGGCCCUAACGCCGUACUUUGAAUUUUCGGUAGAUCUGGCCAAAGUGGGCUGGAAUGCAGUUAAAAAGGGCGCCAACAGCGCAUGCAACUUUGUGCAGGAGAAGUCCCCAGUUGUGGGCAACUUUGUCGACCAGUACAUUCCAGGACUGUCACAGAGCGUCGUGGACACUUCACGUAGCACCUGGGGCGCAAUAUCACGCGUGACUGUUCAUUACUACCACGUCGGAUGCGACUUCUUCAGGACAAAAGUCUUUGUGGGUUCCCUAUCACCGGAAAACCUUAGCAAAGCCCUAUAUGAGACUCAAGUUGCGGCUGCCAGAUACUACAGUUGGUUCCACGACAAAGUGGAUUCGUAUGCGAAAAUUAAGUGAGAACAUCCCUGUGUGUCUUUCAUUGUGGGAACAUUUUCAUUUCACGGGAGCAGGACAACAAGAACAACAAAAUUUAUUUGAAAUUAUCUCUAAAAAGGAGCUAAAAAAAAAGGAACACUGAAGGGAGUUCCUUAGGCUCCAUUUUCCCAACAAUUUUUUGACAAACAUUUUUUUUUUAAUCAUCGAUGCUCUAGGAUGAAUUUAUGAAAAACAUUUUCCCUUCAAAUUCCGUGACUUCAUUUUUUUUUGUACAAUCUGUAGAUUUUUUUUCCCAUUUGAGGAAAUUUCUCACGGUGGUGGAACCUUUCUUUUUUUCACGGAAAGGAUCCAUCCUUGGACCGUGUGUGGCAUUUUUGUGUGAUUGAGAAUUUAGGGGAGAUUUCGUUGAUUGUGAGAAAUAGCCAUAAAGUAGCUGUAUAUUAUGAUUCUUGGGGGAAAAUGCAUAAGUUUUUUUUUUCUUGUCAGAAAGAUGUCUAAAUGAAAGAAUAAAAAGUCACUUACUUUCAUUCCGA
Molecule: messenger RNA, 1024 nt
Organism: Phlebotomus papatasi
Lineage: Eukaryota; Metazoa; Arthropoda; Insecta; Diptera; Psychodidae
Product: transmembrane protein 214-A-like
Source: RefSeq, a predicted model, not a curated record